Lathyrus oleraceus (garden pea) is the source of this 789-nucleotide messenger RNA. RefSeq lists its product as uncharacterized. The coding region runs from base 1 to 789 and encodes 262 amino acids. The transcript has 3 exons. The record is from RefSeq and is a predicted model, not a curated record. Lineage: Eukaryota; Viridiplantae; Streptophyta; Magnoliopsida; Fabales; Fabaceae.
AUGUCGAGUAAGCUUGAUGUUAUGGUUACCCAUAACAAAAUGUUAGAAACCAAAAUUUCUCAAGUAGCCCAACAACAAGCAGCAACAGCAUCCCUAGCUAGAGCAUUUCCUGGUCAAACUCAACCAAAUCCAAAAGGUCAUGCUAACGCUAUCACGCUACGAGGUGGAACAAAAUUAGAUGGCCCAGUUAACCCAAGACUUCAAAAUCCAGCCAUGUAUCAGAACUCUGAAGCUAUUACACAAAUGCCCUCAUAUGCUAAGUUACUUAAAGAGAUCUUAUCUAAUAAGAAAAAGAUCGAGGAUAAUGAGACUGUUACACUUACUGCUGAGUGCAACGCUAUAAUCCAAAAUAACAUGCCUCCUAAGCUAAAAGAUCCAGGAGAAGUAAGACCGACGAGAAUGUCUCUUCAACUAGCUGAUUGUUCUAUUAAAUUUCCAGUAGGUAUGCUAGAGAACAUUCCUGUUCGUAUAGGUCAAUUCUAUAUUCCCACCGACUCUAUAAUAAUGGACAUAAAGGAGGAUUCCAACAUCCCUAUCAUUUUAGGAAGACCCUUUUUGGCCACUGCUGAAGCUAUCACAAAUGUGAAGAAAGGAAAGCUAACCUUUGAGGUUGGUGAAGAAAAUUUUGAAUUUAUUCUAUCAUAUUUCUUAAAGGCACCAGUUAUAGAAUAUUCAUUUUGUUUCCGAGACGUUAUCGACGAAUGCAUUAGAGAAAUGGAGAUGGGACGAUCUAAGUAUACUGAAGUACUAAAGAUUCCAGUAACUCCUAUAUCUGAAGAGGAAAAUUAG